AUGGCGGAUAUUGCGAAAAGUCCUUUUUGGCCCACAAAGUCUCCAGUGCGCAGAUCUAUGGACGCUCGCAGCUCCGUAUUCAACCGCCUGUCACUCCGCAAGUCGACCCCCAUGGAAUCUUUGCCCAGGCAGCUCCAUAAGAAUUGGAAGAUCAGUGAUUUCGAGCUCGGUCGUAAGCUGGGAAAAGGUAAGUUUGGUAAGGUCUACUGUGUGCGGGAGAUCGAAACGGGGUUCGUGUGUGCAUUGAAGGUCAUGGACAAACGCGAAUUGCUAAACUACAAGGUCGAGAAACAAUUCGUCAGAGAAAUCGAGAUACAGGCAAACGUGCGCCACGUGAACUGUUUACGUUUGUACGGCUGGUUUCACGAUCACAAAAACGUGUACCUGAUUCUGGAAUACGCGGCUGAGGGAGAGCUCUAUAAAGUGCUCAAAUCCAAACGGCGGUUUGAUGACGUCACCGCGUCCUACUACACCUUCCAAGUCGCCAGUGCGCUCAGUUACUUACACAAAAAACAUAUCGUUCACAGAGACCUCAAACCGGAAAAUAUAUUGCUUCAUUUCAACAACCAGAUCAAACUCUCGGAUUUUGGGUGGAGCGUUUACGCUCCUGGGCAUUCCAAAAGAACGACGAUGUGCGGCACGUUGGAUUACCUGCCACCAGAAAUGGUGGAAGCCAAAACUCACGACGAAAAAGUGGAUGUGUGGGCACUGGGUAUCCUACUAUAUGAGUUUCUGGUUGGCAGGCCUCCAUUUGAAGAGCAGAACUCAAGCACCACGUAUAAACGCAUCGCAAAAGUGGACCUUCGCAUUCCGUCUUUUGUCUCACCAGAUGCCGCCGACCUUAUCCGCAAGUUGCUAAAGUACGAGCCAGAGAAACGCUUCAGACUCUCAGAAAUUGGCAAACAUCCUUGGAUACUCAAAAAUCGGCUCCAUUGGCCAUCUACCUUUAUGAGUCUUGAAAAUACUUAA
Molecule: messenger RNA, 969 nt
Organism: Ogataea parapolymorpha DL-1
Lineage: Eukaryota; Fungi; Ascomycota; Pichiomycetes; Pichiales; Pichiaceae
Product: Spindle assembly checkpoint kinase
Exons: 1
Coding region: 1-969 (322 amino acids)
Biological process (GO): mitotic spindle organization; protein phosphorylation; regulation of cytokinesis
Cellular component (GO): spindle midzone; spindle microtubule; spindle pole centrosome
Molecular function (GO): ATP binding; protein kinase activity
Source: RefSeq, a predicted model, not a curated record